AUGGCGAAGCCGCAGCAGGAGGUCUACUUCGUCUUCAUGAACUUCGACCCUGUCUACGAGCGCCUAAGGGCCGAUCGGACGAAGCAGGGGUCGGCGACGCUGGACGCGUACCUGAGCCAGAAGCACGAUAAGCUCCUCGCCAAGCUCCUCCAGCCCGACACCUACUGGAAGAAGUCCUCGCUGGCCAUCGUCGACGGAUUCGCCGUCGAGAUCACCGACGCUCAGGUCACCGCCAGCGUGCUGAGGUCGGCCAAGGAGGUGAGGGUGGUGGAGAAGAACCAGGAGCUUGCUUGA
Messenger RNA from Triticum turgidum subsp. durum (durum wheat), 294 nucleotides. The record is from the annotation of a GenBank genome assembly. NCBI's taxonomy places the organism in Eukaryota, Viridiplantae, Streptophyta, Magnoliopsida, Poales, Poaceae.